Molecule: messenger RNA, 5861 nt
Organism: Leguminivora glycinivorella
Lineage: Eukaryota; Metazoa; Arthropoda; Insecta; Lepidoptera; Tortricidae
Product: RNA polymerase II degradation factor 1-like
Exons: 4
Coding region: 441-4466 (1341 amino acids)
Source: RefSeq, a predicted model, not a curated record
CGACAGAUGGGACAGAAGUGAAUGGAGCCGCAGAAAUGCAUAAACAAUAUUCGUGAAGUCGGAAGUAUCGGCCGUUGUUGUGACGAUUCGGCCAAGACAAAUUGUAGACGAGGCGUCCAUUAAUAUUGGGGCCGCGACCAAAAUACAUGGCGGGUCCGCGCAGACGGCAGUAGGCGGCCAUCGGCGCACGCGCCGCCUCGCGCCUCCCGGAUUCAAACGUACCGGCCCGUUUACAACUCCGCGCUAAAAUUAACCGCUCGCCGCAUUCAUAUCUGCAUGUUCUCUGUUCCGCCUCGAAUAUACGCGACCUGUCACAUAAACCCACCAUGUGAAAAGCGAUACUAGUGCCACAGUGUCAGACGUGAACCGCGGGCAAACCGCCCGCCCCCUGCACACAGGAAGUAAAUAUAAUAUCGUGCGGUUAGCAUCGGACCUCCGAUAUGAAUCCGCCGUCGGCGUUGCACGGCGCGAUGGGCCAGGAGAGAAAGCCUUUCUCUUACCUGCCGGGAGGCCUGGACCUCUCGCAGAUCAAAUCCGAGCGUAUGGCGCAGAGGUUGAUGAGGAACGCCAUGAACCAGGGUGUUCCCGAAGUGCCGGUCAAUCAGAUACAGUCGCCGCCGACUCCGUCCACUCCAGUGGCUGUACCGAACUUCAGUUGCUUGCCGGUUCAAGUGUUGCCAGCCGGCUUUACGUUGCCGGCCAACCCUAAAUCUCUACUGAGGUCGAGAAGUAACCCCAGCCGCGAAUCUCAAAAAGCGCCACAGGCGCCGCAGUUCAUGAACCCACAACCCGUACCGCAAGUUCAGAACAACAUAAACAAAACUGCGCCGCAGCUUUCCCAAACAAACACAUUCAACAACAGACCUGUAUCGAUGUUUGACUAUGGUUAUUCGCCAAAUAAUAGCACAGCGAGAACGAGCUACGGCAGUGAUGGGUAUACGGCGCCAGCAUUGCCAGAAAUCUGUUUUGAGGCGGAAUAUUUUACUACAACACCUAAUUUGCCUCAUAAAACUGAGGAAAAUAACAACUUUUCGCAACCCUUACAGUCUCAACUAACUAUGAAAUUAAAUGACCCGAUAAAGGAAACGAAAAUUCAACCCAAAGAAAACUUACUGGAUUCAAAUGCUAAUGUUACAUGUGAAUAUCUCGGAGAUAAAAACGUACCUUCAAAUAAAAACGAAGAAUACUGUAAAACGCCUAUGUUACCAGAAAUUAGUAAUGCAACAGAUUUAAGUAUUGAACCGAUAUCAUUAGAUACUAGUGUAACAGCAAGAAGUCCGUUGACAAUAAAUAGUGAGAAUACAUCCCAAACAAAAACAUUAGAAAAUAUGUUUGACGAUAAGGAUGAAAAUAACGAAUCAGAUGUUAUUGUGCAAGUACCUGAUAAUGAAGUGACUAUAAAAGUAUACGAUUCCUUAGAAACUAAACCUGUUGCGGAUCUGUCGGACAUCAGUGACGAUCAGGUUGAUAAACAAGUGAAAGUGGUCAAAAAGCAAGUGAAAAAGGAAAGAAAAGUUGAAGAGUCAACAACUAAUGCUGAAGAACAAAAUGGAAAUCAAAAUAGUGAUGCCGAGGCAGAGUUGACCGUUAAGUUGCCGGCAAAAAAAUCAGGCACCAAAGUUGAAACAAGAGUUGAAGUUUCGAAAAAAAGUUUACCAGAUGGCUCAAUAGAAGAAAUAACUAAAACAAUUACCAAAACUACUACAGAUGGCAAGACAUCCAUCAAAACUAAAACCGAAACUAGAAUUAUUCCUAAAGAAGAACAUUCUGAGGAAGAAGUUGAAGAAGAGGCGGAAGAAGAAGCGGAAGAAGAAGUAGAAGAAAGGAAACCUGCUGUUGUCAAAGAAAAUGGUCACAAAGAAGUUACUGUUAACAAAACAGAAAGCACAGUAACUACAACAACGAAAAAAGUAGUAGAAGUGCAAUCCAAUGACCAGGAAGAGGAGGAAGAAGAGGAAGAGGAGGAAGUCGUUGAACCUGUUAAAGAGACUAAAGUGGUUGUGAAAACGGCUGAAAAAGUUCAACUAAAACAAGAAGCGGUCAAACAAGAAGAAGAAGAUGAAGAAGAAGAAGACGUGACAGAAGAAGAAGUUGUUGUCGCAAAGACACCAGUUUCAGCUCCCGAAGUAAAAUCCGAACCUAAGCAGGAAGAACAAGAAGAGGACGAGGAAGAGGAGGAAGAAGAAGAGGCGGUUGUUGUAAAAAAACCUGAACCCACAGAAAGCAAACAAGUAGAAGUUACAAAGAAAACAGAAGAAGAGGAAGAAGAAGAAGCAGAGGAAGAGGAAGAAUAUGAAGAAGCCGAGGAAGAUGUAAAAGCAGAUGCUAAGAAACCGGCACCAAAACCGGAGCCGGAACCAGAAUCUAAGCCUAAAGAAGAAGAUGAAGAAUCUGAAUAUACAGAAGAAGAAAUAGAAUCAGAGCCAGAGGAGGCACCUAAACCAACUCCAGUUGAAAAACAAGAACCUAAACCUGAACCACAACCAGAGCCCAAAGAAGAAAAGCCAGAACCUAAAGAAGUAAAACCCGAGGAACCAGCUCAGGCCGCACCGCAACCAGAGCGAAAAGUGCCACUGAGGGAACCAUCAAUCCCGCUUGAAAAGGUGGAAGAUGUCGAAAUUAAACCAAUAGGUGAGGCACAAACAGUGUCAAGAACUCACACUGAAAAUACCGAAAUUAUCAAAAACACUACAGCACCUGCUGGUUCAUUGAGUACUCAAACAGAAUAUAAUAGAGUUGAAAAUAUUGUCACCGUCAACCGCACAACUAAGACGUUAGACAAAGCUUAUGAACAAAUAACCCAAUCCGGGCCUCCCACAAUGAAAACUUACUUUGCGCCCAAUCGUGACCGAGUUUCUAUUUCUCCGUCGAAACCUUACCAACCCACCUACACUCCUGAACCACCGAAAACAGAGAGACGACACAGCUUGCUGUUAGAAAGGCUAAGCACAGAACGCCAGAUGCCAGGCUCAGAAAUAUAUCAAAACAACUACAACAGCCAGUAUAGCAAUCAAUCGAUCAAUCAAUCUUAUGACCAACAAAACAGGUGGGCUCAAGAACCUCAAUCGGAAGUUGUCAAUGUCAGCAAUGUUAAACCGAGUAAAAUCUCCAAUUCACAGUGGUACCAGCAGAACAGAAGUGAGAAUGUUCUCUAUAAUAAUGUGACGCCCACCUCUGCCCCUCCCGCCAGCCAGCUGUGGAGCCAGCAGCAACCUCAGCCUCAGCCUCAGCCCCAGCAUCAGCCUCAGCCACAAUACCAGCCCUCUUACACUCAAAGUACCCAAGACUACUCCAAAGUGUCAAACACUUACCAACAAAGCAGUUAUCCGUCCUACACACCUCAGCCAUCAAACUGGGGCAAUAACAACCUUAGCUCCGUUGAUACUGUCCCAACAAUAAACGUUCAACCGAAUCAAUCAUACUCAUCGUACGAUACUCAAAACUACCAGAAGUCUUCACAGCAGUAUUCUUCUUCAUACGUCCCUCCUCCAUGGGAACAGGACCCCAAUUACGUAGCUCCUGCUACGGCGAGCUUCUACCAGCCGAGAGCAGAUGCGCCGCAACCACCGCCCGCAACAAGCACGUUUAGCCCCAACACACAUCCGGGAUGGACACCGGCUAAAUCCAAAUUCUCCAAGCCCCCUCCUAAAGCCUACGUGCCACCGGCGCCAAAUCAGUCGUUUGUUAAAAACGUAAAUGUCACAGAACCUCCUCCACAACCCGGCCGCAAAACGUAUUAUAGCGAAUAUGAAAGACGUUACAUCACCGUUCCAGAAUCUAACUACGUACCCGGCGAGAGUAAAUACCAAGCUCAACCCGACCCGUCUCCACAGUAUUAUUACGAUAACAACGAUCAGCCGGCCGAGCCGGUGGAGCCGCAGUGGCGCAAGGAGCUCAGAGAAUUUACAGAGAAGACUUCUCAGACUCAAUACCAGACGCAGCAAACGUCCGUGAACCCGCCGUGGGAAUCCGAGCCCAACUACGCCAAGCCCGCUACCCCGAGCGCGAAGUUUACGUCGACGCCAUCCUGGAGCCAGACCCUUCGGCCGCAGUCGUGGCGCGAAAGGAGUUUCGAAUCUGAAUUGGUAUCUGAAUCUCAGGAAUGGGCAAAGAGCAAUACUUUGGGUAGAAACAGGCCAGUGAGUUCGUACGUGAAGAGCGCGGAGGCGCCGGCGCCGGAGAGGGCGCGCGGCGUGUCGGUGGACCGCUUCAACCCCAACAGCUACAGCGGGCCGAUCCUGUCCGAGCACCAGCCCGUGCAGGGCCAGACCCUCACGCCGGCCAACGCUCCCCACUCCAAGGGUUACCACAACCCCAAUGUGCCUGCUUACCACGCACGUGCCUCAGCUGAACCUAGAGAGCAGCACUACCACCACCCCCGCACCUACGGCCUGGACUCCCGCGCCAGCCCGCUACAGUCGCGCUCCUUCAAAUACCUGCAGUGGAUCACGGGCACCGAGGAAUAGGCCCUAAUCUUAAGUCUGUAACAUAAAUGCACAUAAUACGCGACCACCUGGCACAUUUCGUAAAUACUUGAAAACAUUUGCUGCGUUGCGAAAGCAAUGCAUUCAAAUUGGGAGUUCGUUACGAAAUAUGCCAUGUGCUAUAGUUUAAUGUAAGAUGUACAAAUCGAAACGACCGAUGGUGUAAAUUUAGAUAUAAGGUAGCCUCUGUUAGACUUCUUAUCUGUAACUCGCUAUUUAUUAAUUUUCUCUUCUUUCACAAUAAUGUAUACGGUUUCAAUAUAUACGUAAGGCGUGCCUUCCAUGUUUAAUUAAUCGUUACAUGUACAGGUUUCGUAUUUAUUACUAUCGCUUCCAAUUAUCGUGGGUUAUUUAAUAUUCUGAAUUAUUUCAAAAGUAUUAAUUCGAAGAAUGACAAGUAAGACAACUACUCUCGGUAGUUAAUUUAUGUACUUAAAAUCGUUUUAAGACUACCGGGUUGAGUAGUACUUUCCUUUUCCUAAUCAAAUGUGUAUAGAAAUCAACUGUAGUGUGAGCAGGAUCGAUAAUAGGAAGUGUGUUUAUAGUUGAUCUAAUCUGUGCUAUACGCCAUGUGAUACGUGUCCUCGCUAACGUAGACUAGCCUCUCGCUAGUUAGCUAACUCCUCUUAUCUUACCUUAUUGUAACUACGAAUGCAUUUCAGCUUCAUUUUCAACUAAUUUACUUCGAUUAGGCAGGUUUUUUAUACUAUUUAAAAAUAAAUGUCGUUUCUUCGGAUGGAUUUUGGAUCCGUCACAAUACUCGUGUAUCUAUCAUGUCUCAAUGUGAUAUUUAAAUGACUGUUAACAUAAUCAUGUAUUUUUGGAUGAUGUUGCGUUACUUGCGUUUUACAUUUCCCAAAUAUAAUUUAGAAAUUUAGUAAGAAAUUCUAUAAAUGUUAUUACCUGCUUAUCUUCUGGAGUUCUAACAAAAUUUCCCUGUCGAUUCAGUUACAAAUGUCGGGUGAAAUCCUUACAUAUAGAUUUUAAAGUGAAUUCCGGGAUUCUUCCGUAGAAACGACGGUUAGGACUUAAAUAAUGGAUAUGGGGGCACGGAAGUGAACCCCGACCAGUUUUAUUCUUCUCUCCUCAUCGGUAGAUGGCGUUAGGUUGUAUACUUGUGACUUUCCAUUUUUAUUUUUAGAGAAAAAUGGCUAAGCACAUUUGUACCCGUACUAAGUAAUUUAUUUUAUAUACCUACUGACAAUUUAUUUAAUUCAUAGAUCACGAACUCAAGAUGUGUAUUUAAUAUCCUUUUUGGUUUAGAUAUAAAGUGCAUGGUCCAUUAAAUAGUAACAACAUAUCGUCCUUUAUUUGAUUACGUUAUUUGUGAGGUUAUUGUUGAGUUUUAUUUAAUAAAAUAUAAACAAUUAAUAUAUA